AUGACCUUCGAAUUGAAAAACAAUUGUAUCUUGAUUCGUGUAUGUAUUACAUAUAUUUACCAGAACUUUGUCAGUGACUUGAUACGGUCACCUUUACCAUACAUUAACCAGAGCUUUGUCAGUGACUUGAUACAGGCACCUUUGCCAUACAUUAACCAGAGCUUUGUCAGUGACUUGAUACGGUCACCUUUACCAUACAUUAACCAGAGUUUUGUCAGUGACUUGAUACGGUCACCUUUACCAUACAUUUACCAGAGCUUAGUCAGUGACUUGAUACGGUCACCUUUACCAUACAUUAACCAGAGCUUUGUCAGUGACUUGAUACGGUCACCUUUACCAUACAUUAACCAGAGCUUUGUCAGUGACUUGAUACGGUCACCUUUACCAUACAUUUACCAGAGCUUAGUCAGUGACUUGAUACGGUCACCUUUACCAUACAUUAACCAGAGCUUUGUCAGUGACUUGAUACGGUCACCUUUACCAUACAUUAACCAGAGCUUUGUCAGUGACUUGUUACGGACACCUUUACCAUACAUUAACCAGAGCUUUGUCAGUGACUUGGUACGGACACCUUUACCAUACAUUUACCAGAGCUUUGUCAGUGACUUGAUACGGUCACCUUUGCCAUACAUUCACCAGAGCUUUGUCAGUGACUUGAUACGGGCACCUUUGCCAUACAUUAACCAGAGCUUUGUCAGUGACUUGAUACGGGCACCUUUGCCAUACAUUCACCAGAGCUUUGUCAGUGACUUGAUACGGACACCUUUACCAUACAUUAACCAGAGCUUUGUCAGUGACUUGAUACGGUCACCUUUGCCAUACAUUCACCACAGCUUUGUCAGUGACUUGAUACGGGCACCUUUGCCAUACAUUAACCAGAGCUUUGUCAGUGACUUGGUACGGACACCUUUACCAUACAUUUAUCAGAGCUUUGUCAGUGACUUGAUACGGGCACCUUUGCCAUACAUUAACCAGAGCUUUGUCAGUGACUUGAUACGGACACCUUUACCAUACAUUUAUCAGAGCUUUGUCAGUGACUUGAUACGGUCACCUUUACCAUACAUUUAUCAGAGCUUUGUCAGUGACUUGAUACGGGCACCUUUACCAUACAUUAACCAGAGCUUUGUCAGUGACUUGGUACGGUCACCUUUACCAUACAUUGACCAGAGCUUUGUCAGUGACUUGAUACGGACACCUUUACCAUACAUUUAUCAGAGCUUUGUCAGUGACUUGAUACGGGCACCUUUACCAUACAUUAACCAGAGCUUUGUCAGUGACUUGAUACGGUCACCUUUACCAUACAUUCACCAGAGCUUUGUCAGUGACUUGAUACGGACACCUUUACCAUACAUUUAUCAGAGCUUUGUCAGUGACUUGUUACGGACACCUUUACCAUACAUUUACCAGAGCUUUGUCAGUGACUUGAUACGGACACCUUUACCAUACAUUUAUCAGAGCUUUGUCAGUGACUUGAUACGGUCACCUUUACCAUACAUUUAUCAGAGCUUUGUCAGUGACUUGAUACGGUCACCUUUACCAUACAUUAACCAGAGUUUUGUCAGUGACUUGAUACGGUCACCUUUACCAUACAUUUACCAGAGCUUUGUCAGUGACUUGAUACGGACACCUUUACCAUACAUUUACCAGAGCUUUGUCAGUGACUUGAUACGGUCACCUUUACCAUACAUUAACCAGAGCUUUGUCAGUGACUUGAUACGGACACCUUUACCAUACAUUCACCAGAGCUUUGUCAGUGACUUGAUACGCACACCUUUACCAUACAUUCACCAGAGCUUUGUCAGUGACUUGAUACGGUCACCUUUACCAUACAUUAACCAGAGCUUUGUCAGUGACUUGAUACGGUCACCUUUGCCAUACAUUCACCAGAGCUUUGUCAGUGACUUGAUACGGUCACCUUUGCCAUACAUUCACCAGAGCUUUGUCAGUGACUUGAUACGGGCACCUUUGCCAUACAUUAACCAGAGCUUUGUCAGUGACUUGGUACGGACACCUUUACCAUACAUUUAUCAGAGCUUUGUCAGUGACUUGAUACGGUCACCUUUACCAUACAUUAACCAGAGCUUUGUCAGUGACUUGAUACGGACACCUUUACCAUACAUUUAUCAGAGCUUUGUCAGUGACUUGAUACGGACACCUUUACCAUACAUUAACCAGAGCUUUGUCAGUGAUUUGAUACGGGCACCUUUACCAUACAUUAACCAGAGCUUUGUCAGUGACUUGAUACGGGCACCUUUGCCAUACAUUCACCAGAGCUUUGUCAGUGAAUUGAUACGGUCACCUUUACCAUACAUUAACCAGAGCUUUGUCAGUGACUUGAUACGGGCACCUUUGCCAUACAUUCACCAGAGCUUUGUCAGUGACUUGAUACGGGCACCUUUACCAUACAUUAACCAGAACUUUGUCAGUGAUUUGAUACGGACACCUUUACCAUACAUUAACCAGAGUUUUGUCAGUGAUUUGAUACGGACACCUUUACCAUACAUUAACCAGAGCUUUGUCAGUGACUUGAUACGGGCACCUUUACCAUACAUUAACCAGAGUUUUGUCAGUGACUUGAUACGGUCACCUUUACCAUACAUUUACCAGAGCUUUGUCAGUGACUUGAUACGGUCACCUUUACCAUACAUUUACCAGAGCUUUGUCAGUGACUUGAUACAGGCACCUUUGCCAUACAUUCACCAGAGCUUUGUCAGUGACUUGUUACGGACACCUUUACCAUACAUUUACCAGAGCUUUGUCAGUGACUUGAUACGGUCACCUUUACCAUACAUUAACCAGAGCUUUGUCAGUGAUUUGAUACGGGCACCUUUACCAUACAUUUACCAGAGCUUUGUCAGUGACUUGAUACGGGCACCUUUACCAUACAUUAACCAGAGUUUUGUCAGUGAUUUGAUACGGACACCUUUACCAUACAUUAACCAGAGCUUUGUCAGUGACUUGAUACGGGCACCUUUACCAUACAUUAACCAGAGCUUUGUCAGUGACUUGUUACGGACACCUUUACCAUACAUUUACCAGAGCUUUGUCAGUGACUUGUUACGGACACCUUUUCCAUACAUUUAUCAGAGCUUUGUCAGUGAUUUGAUACGGGCACCUUUACCAUACAUUAACCAGAGCUUUGUCAGUGACUUGAUACGGUCACCUUUACCAUACAUUAACCAGAGCUUUGUCAGUGACUUGAUACGGUCACCUUUACCAUACAUUCACCAGAGCUUUGUCAGUGACUUGAUACGGACACCUUUACCAUACAUUUAUCAGAGCUUUGUCAGUGACUUGUUACGGACACCUUUACCAUACAUUUACCAGAGCUUUGUCAGUGACUUGAUACGGACACCUUUACCAUACAUUUAUCAGAGCUUUGUCAGUGACUUGAUACGGUCACCUUUACCAUACAUUUAUCAGAGCUUUGUCAGUGACUUGAUACGGACACCUUUACCAUACAUUUACCAGAGCUUUGUCAGUGACUUGAUACGGGCACCUUUACCAUACAUUAACCAGAGCUUUGUCAGUGACUUGAUACGGUCACCUUUACCAUACAUUAACCAGAGCUUUGUCAGUGACUUGAUACGGACACCUUUACCAUACAUUCACCAGAGCUUUGUCAGUGACUUGAUACGCACACCUUUACCAUACAUUCACCAGAGCUUUGUCAGUGACUUGAUACGGUCACCUUUACCAUACAUUAACCAGAGCUUUGUCAGUGACUUGAUACGGUCACCUUUGCCAUACAUUCACCAGAGCUUUGUCAGUGACUUGAUACGGGCACCUUUGCCAUACAUUAACCAGAGCUUUGUCAGUGACUUGGUACGGACACCUUUACCAUACAUUUAUCAGAGCUUUGUCAGUGACUUGAUACGGACACCUUUACCAUACAUUAACCAGAGCUUUGUCAGUGACUUGAUACGGUCACCUUUACCAUACAUUUAUCAGAGCUUUGUCAGUGACUUGAUACGGACACCUUUACCAUACAUUAACCAGAGCUUUGUCAGUGACUUGAUACGGGCACCUUUACCAUACAUUAACCAGAACUUUGUCAGUGACUUGGUACGGACACCUUUACCAUACAUUAACCAGAGCUUUGUCAGUGACUUGAUACGGGCACCUUUACCAUACAUUCACCAGAGCUUUGUCAGUGACUUGAUACGGUCACCUUUACCAUACAUUAACCAGAGCUUUGUCAGUGACUUGAUACGGUCACCUUUGCCAUACAUUCACCAGAGCUUUGUCAGUGACUUGAUACGGGCACCUUUGCCAUACAUUAACCAGAGCUUUGUCAGUGACUUGGUACGGACACCUUUACCAUACAUUUAUCAGAGCUUUGUCAGUGACUUGAUACGGACACCUUUACCAUACAUUAACCAGAGCUUUGUCAGUGACUUGAUACGGUCACCUUUACCAUACAUUUAUCAGAGCUUUGUCAGUGACUUGAUACGGACACCUUUACCAUACAUUAACCAGAGCUUUGUCAGUGACUUGAUACGGGCACCUUUACCAUACAUUAACCAGAACUUUGUCAGUGACUUGGUACGGACACCUUUACCAUACAUUAACCAGAGCUUUGUCAGUGACUUGAUACGGGCACCUUUACCAUACAUUAACCAGAACUUUGUCAGUGACUUGGUACGGACACCUUUACCAUACAUUAACCAGAGCUUUGUCAGUGAUUUGAUACGUGCACCUUUACCAUACAUUUACCAGAGCUUUGUCAGUGACUUGAUACGGGCACCUUUACCAUACAUUAACCAGAGUUUUGUCAGUGAUUUGAUACGGACACCUUUACCAUACAUUAACCAGAGCUUUGUCAGUGACUUGAUACGGGCACCUUUACCAUACAUUAACCAGAGUUUUGUCAGUGACUUGAUACGGUCACCUUUACCAUACAUUUACCAGAGCUUUGUCAGUGACUUGAUACGGUCACCUUUACCAUACAUUUACCAGAGCUUUGUCAGUGACUUGAUACAGGCACCUUUGCCAUACAUUCACCAGAGCUUUGUCAGUGACUUGUUACGGACACCUUUACCAUACAUUUACCAGAGCUUUGUCAGUGACUUGAUACGGUCACCUUUACCAUACAUUAACCAGAGCUUUGUCAGUGAUUUGAUACGGGCACCUUUACCAUACAUUUACCAGAGCUUUGUCAGUGACUUGAUACGGGCACCUUUACCAUACAUUAACCAGAGUUUUGUCAGUGAUUUGAUACGGACACCUUUACCAUACAUUAACCAGAGCUUUGUCAGUGACUUGAUACGGGCACCUUUACCAUACAUUAACCAGAGUUUUGUCAGUGACUUGAUACGGUCACCUUUACCAUACAUUUACCAGAGCUUUGUCAGUGACUUGAUACGGUCACCUUUACCAUACAUUUACCAGAGCUUUGUCAGUGACUUGAUACAGGCACCUUUGCCAUACAUUCACCAGAGCUUUGUCAGUGACUUGUUACGGACACCUUUACCAUACAUUUACCAGAGCUUUGUCAGUGACUUGAUACGGUCACCUUUACCAUACAUUAACCAGAGCUUUGUCAGUGACUUGUUACGGACACCUUUACCAUACAUUUACCAGAGCUUUGUCAGUGAUUUGAUACGGGCACCUUUACCAUAA
Mytilus trossulus (common blue mussel) is the source of this 5622-nucleotide messenger RNA. Its product is annotated as mucin-4-like. The coding region runs from base 1 to 5622 and encodes 1873 amino acids. Lineage: Eukaryota; Metazoa; Mollusca; Bivalvia; Mytilida; Mytilidae. The transcript has a single exon. The record is from RefSeq and is a predicted model, not a curated record.